AUGAAGGAAUCAUCAAAAGGAAAGAAAAGCAAUGAGAAGCUAUCUAAAGAUGUGAUUGCUAAAUCAAUGGACCUGAAGAAGGAAUCAAAAGCCUGCAGAUCUACUCGGCCUCAAUCAAGAAAAUCAGAUUACCAAUCAAGAAAUUACUACACUGAUGAGCAAGUUGUUGUCAUAACUGUGAAUGCCAAAGCAAAAAAUCAAUUGUACAAUGCUAUCAAUGGUGAAGAAUAUGAAAAGAUCUCAAGUUGUGAAACUGCUAAGGAGAUAUGGGACAAAUUAGAAGUCACAUAUGAACGGACCAACAAGGUAAAUGAAACGAGGAUAAAUAUAUUGGUCCGUGAGUAUGAGCUAUUUCAAAUGAAGGACGGAGAAUCUGCUGAAGAAAUGUUCUCCAGGUUCAGCAAAAUUCUUGGAGAUCUGAAAUCCUUUGGUAGAACAAUAAAAGGCGGAGGACAGGAUCUUGAUAAAAUGUCCUAUGAUGAACUAAGUGGUGAUCUAAUAGCUUUUGAGAAAACUCACUUGGAUAGACAGAUUCAACAAGAAAAGAAGAAAACAGUCGCCUUCAAAGCAACUGUGGCUGAACUAGAGGAUGAAGAAGAAAAUGAAGGAGGAGAACAGGAUGAAAAUAUAGCUAUGCUUUCUCAAGUUGGAAGGAUAAACAAUGAAAAUGAUGGAAGAUGCUACGAAUGUGGUAAACAUGGACACAUUCAAGCUGACUGUCCAGAACUAAAGAAGAAGCUGAGCAGGAAUCUUCAAAGGAAUAAGUCUUUUGGAGCCUGGAGUGAUGAAGAUGAGUCUGAUCAUGAAGAAAUUGCAAAUAUGUGCUUCAUGGCCAUAGAAGAUGAUAGCAAUGAAAAAUCAGGAGAGCGUGGGUUCUCAAGAAACAGAGGAAUAAAUGAAGAAGUCAACUUGGUCUCAUGGCAGAAGAGGGAACUAGUGAGGAACACCGCAAGAAGAAUCGAAAAAGAAAAUGACAGUCAGCAAACUAGAUGGGGAACAGUCACAUUUGGAGACAAAUCCAAAGGAAAUGUAAUUGGUGUUGGAAAAGUUCCUCUAAGCUCAACAUGUGAUGUAGAUAAAGUCUACCUGGUUGAUGAACUCGGCUACAAUCUUCUCAGCAUUAGUCAAUUAUGUGACAAUGACUACGAGGUUCAUUUUAAGAAACAUGGUUGGUUCAUAGAAGAUGAAUCAGAUAAAGUCACUCUUUCAGGAAAACAAACUCGCUCAUCUUUCAAAAUCAAGAAUUUUGUUUCCACCUCAAAAGCUCUCCAACUAUUGCAUUUGGAUUUAUUUGGUCCAACUAGAACUGCUAGCAUAGGUGGUAGAAAAUAUGCUUUUGUCAUUGUGGAUGAUUUCUCUAGAUUUACCUGGUUCAAUGAGAAAAGGAUUGCUACAUCUCUUCUAUCAGAAGUGAUCAUGGAGGAGAAUUUGAAAGCAGAGCUUUUGAAAACUUUUGCAAAGAUCAAGGGAUCUCUCACAACUUCUCUUCACCAAGAUCUCCGCAAUAAAAUGGAGUGGUGUCUGAUUCGACCAAGUCUCAAAAAGACACCGUAUGAAUUGUGGAAUGGUAAGAAACCCAAUAUUAGCUAUUUUCAUCCUUUUGGAUGCAAAUGUUUCAUUCACAACAAUGGAAAGGAUAAUUUGGGUAAGUUCGAUCCUAAAAGUGAUGAAGGUAUAUUUCUUGGUUACUCUCCUUCAAGUAGAGCAUAUAGAGUUUUUAAUAAAAGAACACUCUGCAUUGAAGAAUCAACUCAUGUUGUUUUUGUUGAUACUAACCCUCGUCCAAGGAGUGAAAAACUUCCUGAAGAUGAGGAAAUUCCUUUUGUCCCUAAAUCUGUCAUUACAGGAAAGGAUCAUCAAAGUGAGUCAGUUGAUCAGCAAACUCAACCAGUUGAAGAGUCUGUAGAAAUUCACGAACCAUCUCAAACAGAUCAGUCGACUAAUGUAGAAAGAGAUCCUCCCUCAAACACUCCAAAUGAAUGGAAAAGCGAACCUGGCUAUCCUCACAAAUUUAAUAUAGGAGAUCCACAGGAAGGAAUCACUAUAAGAAGAUCUCAGAAGAGCAAAUCUCAUGUGGCUCUUAUUUCUCAACUUGAGCCAAAGAAAGUGGAUGAAGCUUUGAAAGAUGCUCACUGGAUAAGUUCUAUGAAAAAGGAACUAGAUCAAUUUGAAAGAAACAAAGUAAGGGAAUUGGUUCCAAGGCCUUCAAACUCCUCAAUCAUUGGAACUAAAUGGGUAUUCAGAAACAAAUUGAAUAAAUCUGGUCAAGUGGUUCGAAAUAAAGCAAGAUUGGUUGCUCAAGGAUACUCUCAGCAACAAGGAAUCGACUAUGACGAAACCUUUACUCAUGUAGCAAGACUUGAAUCCAUUCAAAUAUUACUUGCUUUUGCUACUCACAAAGGCUUCAAGUUAUUUCAAAUGGACGUUAAAAGUGCGUUCCUAAAUGGCUACAUCUCUGAAGAACUAUAUGGAAAACAACCACCAGGAUUUGCAAACAUCACCUUUCCUGAUCAUGUAUACAAGCUGACCAAAGCUUUGUAUGGUCCAAACAAGCUCCGCGUACCUGAUAUGAAAGGUUAA
Messenger RNA from Nicotiana attenuata, 2580 nucleotides. RefSeq lists its product as uncharacterized. Lineage: Eukaryota; Viridiplantae; Streptophyta; Magnoliopsida; Solanales; Solanaceae. Gene Ontology annotation, molecular function: zinc ion binding; nucleic acid binding. The transcript is spliced from 9 exons. Bases 1 to 2580 code for a protein of 859 amino acids. The record is from RefSeq and is a predicted model, not a curated record.